AUGUCCCCCUCGCGAGGCCUCCUACGCCCAACCCACACCUUCAGCGCGCUGUUGACCUCUCCAAUCAGCACGCAGAUCUACCUAUCGCUCUCCCAAAGCCCGCACCUGAACCUCGCGCUCGAAAACUACCUAUUCACGUCAUUACCGGAGACGACACGGACACUGCUGGUGUACAUCAACACGCCCGCGCUGAUCCUCGGCCGAAAUCAGAACCCAUGGGUGGAGACGCACCACUCGCUCGUGCUGCGCACGCCAGGAGUCCACCUGCUCCGCCGGUUCAGCGGCGGCGGCACCGUGUUCCACGACCAGGGCAACGUUAACUACUCCGUCACUGUGCCGACCGCGGAGUUUAACCGCGAUACGCAUGCGAAGCUCAUGGUGCGUGUGCUGCGGCAGCUGGGCGUCGCCGGCGCCGCGGUCAAUGCGAGACACGAUAUCGUGAUUGAUACAGAGGUCGAGGGGAGUAGGAAGGUGUCCGGAUCGGCGUAUAAGCUCACGAGGUUGCGGAGUUAUCACCAUGGCACGAUGCUGCUCUCGACGGAUUUGGAUAGGGUCAAGGAGCUGUUGAAGUGUCCGGCCAAGGACGUGAUCACGGCCAGGGGCGUCGCGAGUGUGCCCAGUCCCGUCACCAAUACUGGCGUCGACGCGAAGGAGUUUGUCAGUGCUGCGGUGGAGGAGUUUGCUACCCUCUAUGGGAACGCUGGGAUUGCGGUGGUGGGGGAGCAAGAGGCCAUGGAGAAGGAGCUGGUAAUGAAAGCUGUGAGGAAGAUGGAGAGCCAGGAGUGGGUUUAUGGGCAGACGCCGAAGUUUACGAUGCGCUUGCCCGUGGGUGAGGUGGUCGCGGAUAAGGGUGUGGUUGAGGAGGUUAACGGGGUUGAUGGGACGGGGAUUGUGGGACAGAGGUUUGGGGGAGAGGUUGUCGAGACGCUGCUGGUUAGGGGUGGCAUGGAGAAGGAGGAGGCGAAGCGGUGGGCUGAUGAGAUGGUGGGCGGCAGGGCGUGGGGCACUGUUGCGGACACUGUUGCGGACACUGGUGCGGACACUGGUGUAGUCACUGUUGCGGACACUGUUGCGGACGUAGACAUGUAG
Messenger RNA from Tricharina praecox, 1089 nucleotides. RefSeq lists its product as uncharacterized. The transcript has 2 exons. Lineage: Eukaryota; Fungi; Ascomycota; Pezizomycetes; Pezizales; Pyronemataceae. The record is from RefSeq and is a predicted model, not a curated record. Gene Ontology annotation, biological process: protein lipoylation. Gene Ontology annotation, cellular component: mitochondrion; cytoplasm. The coding region runs from base 1 to 1089 and encodes 362 amino acids. Gene Ontology annotation, molecular function: lipoyltransferase activity.